AUGGCAGAAGCCGAUCAGCCUGGGAAAAUUUUCAUAGGAGGCCUCAACAUUGAGACCAAACAAAAAACUCUUCAAAUAGUAUUUGGAAGAUUUGGACCCAUGGCACAAGUUAUUUUGAUGAAAGAUCGGGAAACUAAGAAGUCUAGAGGCUUUGCUUUCAUUACUUUUCAACAUCCUCUAGAUGCGAAGAAUGCUAUCAGAGAAAUGAAUGGAGUGUCUUUGGAUGGAAAAAAAAUUAAAGUAGAGCAAGCCAGCAGACCAUCACUUGAAAGUGGUAGUCGGCGGAGACCACCACCCAUUUCAAGAGGCAGAGGCUAUUCAAGGAUUCUGAAAUGUGGAAGAAAAGAAAGCAGAACAAGAAGUCACCCUUCACGUGAAGAAAAUUUGGAUGAUUGUGGUUAUACUCCUGAUUUCAACAUGAGUUCUCGGAGACACUUUGCAGUUAAAAGAAGUUUAUCUUCGAGAAAUGAAGGUCCUUCUCUUAAAAGAUCUACUCUUUCUGCUCUGACAAGAAGCAGUACUGGACUGAGAGGACAGGAACCACAUGGUCGAGAGAUUUCCAGAAAUGUACCAAGAAAAGAGACACUGUCUUCAAGAAGAGAUGACUACCUGUUACCAAGGGAUUAUGGACACUCUUCUAAAGACAGAGAAUAUGAAUCAACCUCUAGAGGAUACAGAUACCGUGAUUAUGACUUUUACAGCUCUCGGGAUGAACAUGCGUCUAAAGUCUUCAGUGAACAUGCUGGCUAUAGUGGAGGACAGGGUAGAGAUUAUUCUGAAUAUUCUAGUGGAAGCUCAUACAGAGAUACCUAUGAAAGUUAUGGUAACUUCCGUGUGGCACCAUCUGCAAGAGGGACUUACAGAGGAAACAACCGCUAUGAUGACUAUCGUAGCUCACGAGAUGGAUAUAGUGGAAGCCAAGAAAAUUACUCAAGCAGCCGAAGUGAUACAUACUCAAGUGGUUAUGAACAUAGCGGUAGGCAAGGAAUUCAUCCACCUUUUGAUAGGGAAUAUCCUGAGUGUGGGAUCAGACAAGAACGAGAGCAUUCACCUAUGGAUAGGAUAUAUAUGCCAUCUCGUGAAUCAUACAGUAGUAUCAAGGUUUGGGAGCUCUAUUGGAGGUCAUGGAGAAAGCAGAUAUGA
Messenger RNA from Microtus oregoni (creeping vole), 1143 nucleotides. Its product is annotated as RNA-binding motif protein, Y chromosome, family 1 member B-like. Lineage: Eukaryota; Metazoa; Chordata; Mammalia; Rodentia; Cricetidae. Gene Ontology annotation, molecular function: RNA binding. The record is from RefSeq and is a predicted model, not a curated record. Gene Ontology annotation, biological process: positive regulation of mRNA splicing, via spliceosome. Gene Ontology annotation, cellular component: spliceosomal complex.